GUUUAUGAAAGCCUGUACCAAUAGCAGACGUGAAUAGUACACGGCGUACUCUCUCAUUUCAGAAUUUGUCAUGUAGUUUACUGUCAUUGCUGCUGAAACGUUGCGGCAGUAAACUAGGUCUGUAGGCUGUACAUACUGUAGAAUAGAGCCAUAGCUCUACAACAUCCGGGCAUUCCUCAGCCUGCGCAGAAACGGAAUGGCGGAGCUAGUUUGAUGGGCUCUGGAGAUCACAGACGCAGCCUAGUGGAGAUCCUGAGGCAGGGCUAUGAGGGGCCAGAGGAGGAGUCCAGGGCCCUAGUGGAGCUGCAGAAGAGCCUGGGGGCCUCACAGUCACAGGGCCGCCCAAUGAAGAUGGCAGCACGUCCCCAAAAUGGCAGUGAGAUUCCCCUGGAGGACCUGCUAUCUCUGUGUGGGUAUGAGGUGUCUGAUCCCCUCCUGCAGCAGGACAGGGAGCCCAACGAGCUAGCAGCCAGUCUGCCUGACAUGACACUGGACAAGGACCAGAUUGCUAAAGAUCUGUUCUCAGGAGAGGAUGAAAAGGAGUCAUCAGCUGAUGACCUCACUCUCUCUGUCACCUCCCAUUCCUCUGACCUCCUCUUCCGCCGCCACCUAAGAGCCCAUUCCAUGGCAGAUGGAGACAAAGGCACCUUCGGCAGCUCCUCAGAAGAUGUCUCAGAUGAUGAUGACGACAACACCUCCAUUCCAUCCAAUGAUGAACGCAAGGACAUCAUGGUGGGCUCAAUGUACCAAGCCAAAAUCCCUCCUCUCAGCCCAUACUCAUACCAGGAGAGAGUCUAUGAGAAUGAGGACCAGCUCCUGUGGACCCCAGACAUGUUGCCAGGCCAGGCUGUAAAGGAGUUCCUGCUAAGUGCCCAGAGACGGGGAGGCCAGGACGGGGCUGUAGACACCCUCAUCAACGGGGACAUAAUCAAAGACAAUGAACAAGCUCUGUAUGAGCUGGUGAAAUGCAGCUUUAAUGCAGAGGAGGCACUGAGACGAAUGCGCUUUAAUGUGAAAGUAUUCAGCGAGGAGCUGUGUGCUUGGAGCGAGGAGGAAUGUCGAAACUUUGAACAUGGCUAUCGAGUUCAUGGGAAGAACUUCCACCUCAUUCAGGCCAAUAAGGUACGCACGCGUUCGGUGGGUGAGUGUGUGGAGUAUUACUACAUGUGGAAGAAGUCUGAUCGCCACGAGUACUUCACCCAGCAGACCACUAAGCUGGGCCGCAAGAAGUACAGUCUGCAGUCAGGGAGCAUGGAGGAUGGAGAGCAGGAUGGAGAGGUUGGGGAGAUGGAGGGGUGCUCCCAGAUUCAGCCCCCCUCACAUCCACCAGUCAUAGACCUGGACAAGCAAGAGGAGGAGGGCCGUCCACGUCGCAGACGAACGCCCCGCUUUCUCUUAAAGCCCUGAGCUCACUGCACACAGGCCACUCUAACCAGGCAGGGCUACAAGAUGCUGAGAUGGGGAUGGAGGUGUUGGAGCUGUGUGGCGCUCCUUGCCCCAGCCCACUGAGGGAGCAGCUGUUCAGCCACUUCUCUCCACUCCCCCCUCUGGAGGACCUGCAGCAGGAGCCCUCUCUGAACUGUUCCAGCCCGGGCCACUGUCCCACCUCGCCCCCUGCCCAGCUCCACCUCUCCUCACUGCCCUGCUGCAGCUCCCCGUGCCCCCCAGCGGAGCCUCCUCUCCUGGGUUCUGGUUUCUACCAGCUGCAGCUGGGGCCUUUCCUUCCAGACGGCCUGUCCAUGGGGCCAGAGGAUGGGGACUCCCAAGGGUUGCAGGUAGACUUCUCCCUGCCCUCCAUCCCCCAGACCUCACCCGCCAUUGCCCCCUCAGUCUCCGUCACUUCUGACUUUGGGGCCAUCAGCAGUUACCUGUGUCCCUCAGCCCUGUGCCCCCCUCCCGUCCAGCACCCCCGCUCUCUCACACAGUAAGGGGAGGAAGAAGGGUGUCUUUACUCUGGAGAACAUUCCAAUAACACCUGGGUUGUCUGUACUUCUAAUUAUUGCCUGUUGAAGUAAACUUGGACCAGAGCUUACUCAUGUGUUGGUGUGAAACUCCCCAGGAGAGAAACUAUGUUUUUACGGGGAGAUGGGCAUACCUGUAUCAUAGUGUUUACUAGGGGGGCUCCCACUGCACAUAAGCACAAUGGCUUACCUACCUGUCUGUUCUGGAAGGCCUGUCGUUCUACAGGGAUUUUCCCAGUUCUUAGAGAAUUCUUAGGUAAUGUUGGUACUGGAAAAGCGGGUGGGCUUGAUGAUAGCUCCAAGGCCAAAGCAAUUAUCCUGAUGUUCUUUGCAGUGGCCUCCUCCUCUUCCAGAGCAGAACUAGAGACAGAUGUAACAUCCCUCACUGAUUUCCCAACAUUUACUGGGAACAAUGAGCAGCAGACAGACAGCAUGACCUGGAUGCCAUAUUAUAGCAGUAUGUCCACAAGAGAUGUUCUCCCUCUAUUAGAUCUGAUAAGGCUGUUUCUAUGAGCAGUGUUCAUUCUGCACUUGUAUGACUCUUCACCACUCUGACUGUGGACCUCUUAGGUAGGAUCAGCCUCCCUGGUUCACUGUGGUUCCACCUCUCUUGAACAUCCACAACUGAAACGGAAGGUUUUGUAUACAGUCUGUUUAAAAGGAAAGAUCUGUAUAAGAAUACCAUGAAACAAUGCUUUUGAGAUUGUCACAAUGUUUUUAUUUUCUUGUUCCUUGUUCAGAAAUGUCUUGGAAGGUUUGCAAUAAGAAACCAGAGUUUGCGAUGGGA
This is a messenger RNA of Salvelinus namaycush (lake trout), 2748 nucleotides long. Its product is annotated as mesoderm induction early response protein 2-like. NCBI's taxonomy places the organism in Eukaryota, Metazoa, Chordata, Actinopteri, Salmoniformes, Salmonidae. Gene Ontology annotation, molecular function: transcription corepressor activity; histone deacetylase binding. The record is from RefSeq and is a predicted model, not a curated record. Bases 214 to 1407 code for a protein of 397 amino acids. The transcript is spliced from 13 exons. Gene Ontology annotation, cellular component: nucleoplasm. Gene Ontology annotation, biological process: negative regulation of transcription by RNA polymerase II.